AUGGGCCGGCACCAUUUGAAAUUACCUCCGGGUUUAUACCUUGCGAAUGCUCCCCCUCCACAGACUACUACUUCUUCUUCCAUUCCUUUUGCAACUUCGUUUCUGUCGGUCAGAUCUGCGGUCUAUCAGUCGUCCUCAGUCACCAGUUUUCAAGACUCGUACGGAGCACGUGCUGUCGGCGAUAAGAUCCCUGGCUUCAAAACGUCCGCAGCAUUCUUCACCACGCUCAGAGCGAACUUGACUAUCGACCUCGAGUCUCCGCCACCCUCAUUGUGCAACACCCCAGACUUGAGGCCUAGCAACAUGGCGUCCUCCAUCGCAUCCCUCCCUCCCCCCUCCCCCUCGCCUCUUGCAUAUGUCGAGGGACCCCCCUCGGCAGAGCCUGCUGGUCUCUCGAGUGACGCACCUCCUCUGGCCACCAGCGUUGCGAGUACCGAAGACGACAAGGUCGAGGUUUUGCAUUUAAUUGCCGAUUCGGUCGCGCAACAGCGACAAUAUGCUUCGUCAGCGAUUCUGUACCACCCAGUCACUUUAGCACUCGAGAUCUUGAUACUGGGCUUCCUUCACAACCGCCUUUACAAGGGUAAUUCUUCCGACUGGGCUAUCAUCAUGACCACCUUUGCUGGCACUGUCAUGGCGACCUUGGCCGCUGUUCGCCUGGUGACCAAAGGCUUCAUUGACGAAGCCGAGUCUGUUGGAACGUGGAAGUGGCUCGAGAAAGAUCGAGACACGAAUGACGUGGUGGGCGAUGACGAACUAAUCCUAUCCCGCUAUGGAGAUCAGGCAAUUGGCUCGCUCAUCCUACGCGGGCAACGCGAUGUGUCCACCAACUCUCCCUCGUCGGGAUCCGGCCAACGAAAACGGCGACAAAACAGCAAUGGCAAGAAUGCCCCUGUUACCGGCCUCAUACGAGGCUGGACCGUCAAGAACAGGUACCGUCAAAAGGGUGUCGGUACGGAGCUGCUUGAAGAGGCCAUCAAGAUCUGCCAACAAAAGGGCUGGCAAGGUCCCGACAUUGCCCCCGACCAUGCAAACAGCAAACGACACCUACCCGCUUUUUUUGCAGGACCCCUUGAGAAACGCGAUGCGAAAGCUAGACGACUUCUGGGAAAGACGAAAGACGCCAUGGGUGUUGGCGCCGCGGCAAACGCCGGCAGCAAGAAGAGGAGGUAA
This is a messenger RNA of Cyphellophora europaea CBS 101466, 1173 nucleotides long. RefSeq lists its product as uncharacterized. The coding region runs from base 1 to 1173 and encodes 390 amino acids. Lineage: Eukaryota; Fungi; Ascomycota; Eurotiomycetes; Chaetothyriales; Cyphellophoraceae. The record is from RefSeq and is a predicted model, not a curated record. Gene Ontology annotation, molecular function: acyltransferase activity, transferring groups other than amino-acyl groups. The transcript has 2 exons.